Molecule: messenger RNA, 1868 nt
Organism: Helicoverpa zea (corn earworm)
Lineage: Eukaryota; Metazoa; Arthropoda; Insecta; Lepidoptera; Noctuidae
Gene: Rab10
Product: ras-related protein Rab-10
Exons: 4
Coding region: 105-716 (203 amino acids)
Biological process (GO): cellular response to insulin stimulus
Cellular component (GO): recycling endosome; insulin-responsive compartment; Golgi apparatus
Molecular function (GO): GTP binding; GTPase activity
Source: RefSeq, a predicted model, not a curated record
GAUAAGGCAAUUCUCAUAAACUAGUGUCACGUCCUAAGGUCGGGUCGAAUGAUUUUGGAUUAAUUUCUAGUUUUUCCAUUUCUUGUACUGUAAAAUAUACCAAAAUGGCUAAGAAAACUUACGACUUGUUGUUCAAAUUACUCCUUAUUGGUGACUCUGGUGUAGGGAAAACAUGUAUAUUGUUCAGAUUUUCGGACAACCACUUCACGACGACGUUUAUAUCUACAAUCGGAAUCGACUUUAAAAUAAAGACUGUGGAGCUGCGCGGUAAGAAGAUAAAGCUUCAGAUAUGGGACACAGCGGGUCAGGAGAGAUUCCACACCAUCACCACGUCGUACUACCGCGGCGCGAUGGGCAUCAUGCUGGUGUACGACAUCACCAACGAGAAAACAUUUGACGACAUUGUCAAGUGGCUACGGAAUAUAGACGAGCAUGCCAACGAAGAUGUGGAGAAGAUGAUCCUUGGCAACAAGUGCGACAUGGAGGAGAAGCGCGUGGUCAGCAAGGAGCGAGGGGAGGCGAUAGCGCGCGAGCACGGCAUCCGCUUCAUGGAGACGUCGGCGAAGGCGAAUAUCAACAUCGACCGCGCGUUCUCGGAGCUGGCGGAGGCCAUCCUGGACAAGACGUCGGGGCGCGAGGCCGACGCCGACCACGCGCGCAUCGCCGUCGAGCGCCGGCCGUCGCGCGCGCCGCCCGCCCGCGCCUGCUGCUCCUAGGCCGCGCUGCUGCUCCCAGGCCGCGCUGCUGCUCCCAGGCCGCGCUGCUGCUGUCAGGCCGCGCUGCUGCUGCCAGCCCGACCGCCGCGCCUGCUGCUGCUGGGCCGCGAACGCGCUGCACACUUUACACUGCUUGUCCUAAAGAAUGAGCUCACUUACUGUACAUAGCACUUGUUCAUCAUUUACCUUUUCAAAUUCUUCGUUAUCGUAAUCAUAGCUCCGGUCGUUUCUUUUUUUAUAAAACAUGUAUUCGAGUUUCAGAUAGUAUAGUCGCCCAUGAUAUGUCUAGUCGCUAGUCGGGUGCAACUGAAGAAGCUGGUUCCGGACAAUGGACGUUACGAAUCUAUAGUAUUUGGUCUGAAGUAAUGUCACAUGUUUAAUUUAAUUAUUCCUCGCUUAGGAGUGUCUUUUUAUACUUAAAUGUUUAGAGUGUAAAUGGUAUAGUAAUUAAAGUUAAGCCACAAACAUUCAGCCGCAUCUCAUAUCGUAAUGGUUGAAUGAUAGGGAAUUUAAAUAAUUCUCGAUAACAGCAACGCACACCAACAGAACGCUUUUCAUACACAUUAUAAAUGCCAAUGUAUUGCACCAGUUGUCGAAGCGACGAACAAGGCAACGCAAAGCGACACUGUUAAACUACUACAUAUUUUGUAUUUAGUGUGGGCUCGUCGCCAAUGUGUCGUAGCUGAGCAGGCGGAGGAGCUUCACCGAGCGCUGGUGCCUCGCGCCGGCAACUGGCGCUCUACAGUUCGUUAGCAAUAGUUCAGACAGUGAAGUUUUUCAUAGCAUGUAGAUGAACUAACUCAUAAAGUUUAUGUAAUGUUCAUGUUUGUCGCCGACAUCGGGAUGUGCAAGCAUUCUGCCGGCAGACUGUUGCUUACUGCACUAGUGCGGCAGUGGCUGCGUCUGCUGCACACAUGCCGGAGCCCGAGGGUGCGCCAGACAAUUUUGCUAAAACAUUAGCGUUCUAGCAGAAUUGUACUACGGUUAUAGUUAAUUAUUUAAGUAAUUAUACUCUAUGGUUAUGUACGUUGAUGAAAUUAAAAAAAAAAAACUAUUUUAUCGUACGGUGUAUGUGUCUCGUCGGUUUUUACCUGCUUUUAUAAAUAAACAUCGGCAUUGUAUAUUAUGUUUAUAUUAAAUUACUUAUCAUAA